Anarrhichthys ocellatus (wolf-eel) is the source of this 7365-nucleotide messenger RNA. Its product is annotated as protein phosphatase 1H-like. The record is from RefSeq and is a predicted model, not a curated record. Lineage: Eukaryota; Metazoa; Chordata; Actinopteri; Perciformes; Anarhichadidae. Gene Ontology annotation, biological process: protein dephosphorylation. Gene Ontology annotation, cellular component: mitochondrion. Gene Ontology annotation, molecular function: [pyruvate dehydrogenase (acetyl-transferring)]-phosphatase activity. The transcript is spliced from 9 exons. The coding region runs from base 3222 to 4814 and encodes 530 amino acids.
AGAUCGAGUGUUCCGCGGACCACAUAGCUCGGCCCAUCCUCAUCCUGAAGGAGACGAGGAGAUUACCGUGGGCCACCGGAUACGCCGAGUAAGUAACUGCCCUUAAAUCUGCUGAUGCCUUUAACGUGUCAUCAUCACAGUGGCAUUUGAUAUAAAGCAUAAUGUGCGUUAAGUCUUGUGGAGGCCUAAGUGCUUGCAGGUAUCCAUCACAACAGACCGGCACCUGUUGUGACCCACAUCCAUCCCCAGCAUCCCCCUUUGCUCUCCGACGUCAUGGAUAAACGGCAUUCAUCCACCCUGAGAGCCCAAGCUGGUGUUCACGUGCAAGAGGAUGAUGCAUCCACUUCUGCACCAGCAGCAUCUGGGUAUUAGUGUCUGCAUGCAGCUGCACUCUCGGUGUAGUAAACCAGUUCAAAAAGAUGCAGCCUCAUAUUCUGUCCAUGGCUUUCCUGCUCCAGACUGCUGACUAGUCUUAACGCACUUUGGUGAACAGGUUUUUUUUUUGUUUGCAUAGUAUGCUCGUCAUCGCUGCCCCGUCAGCACCCACACACUGUAGUAUAGCAGAGAACCACCAGUUUGUUAUUGGAACAAUGGCGCGUGACCGUUGUCACGUACAUUCAGGAAAGCGUUAUCAGUGUGAGGUUAGUUGACUAAUGACCAACUCCAGUACAUGGAUAUAUAUAUAUAUAUAUAUAUCCUUCUCUUUUCUCCCACGGGAUUACGUUAGAAUAAUACUGAAAGUGUUUGUUAAUCGGGUCUUUACUCACAUCUUCCUUUCUCUCUUUAACACACACUCACUGAUACUCAAGAGUGUCUCUUUGGGACCGGUGUCGUUAAUGAGUUCAUCUCGUACCGCCAUUCAUCUGUAAUUAAAGCCUUCUGUGUUGUCAUUACAGCAGCCAUUUUGGCUCGCGCCUCUCUUAACUCUCACACCUCACACACUCUCUUUUCUGCUCACAAUCCAAACAGCAGAACUCUGCUAAAUUUUCUUUUCUUUUUGGAAUGAAGCAAAAUCCAAGACAAUAUAAAGUGACGUAUUCAAUUUUUGUUGUUGAAGUGCUCAGAAUUGACUGUUUGCUAAACCACCCUUAGAACUGCGACUGUCCAAUACAUACACUGAGAAAUAAACACAUUUUUAGCGUACAUUUUUCAUCAUCACAACUUCCUAUUGAAGAAGAACCCAUCCAUUCUUCUUGCAUGCCAUUCAAACGCUCCCAUUUUGCCGUUGUGUUUUCUUAUCUCUGAUAUUCAGGUGGUGGUGCAAUCCUGACCAAAACCUUCAAGAAAAUGUACAAAAAUGUAGACUUUUUGAGAGACUGUUUCAUGCAUUGUACCCGUAGAUCUUUCGCUGUUUUUGUUCCUUUGACGUUCUGAGUUAAACGGAGGCAAAGCCAUAUGAACCACUGUGCUUCGCCAAAUAAUUAUCUCAUCCUUGGGGCCAUUGUCUGGCCCAGAAUCUCUUGCAGAGGAAACAAAGAGGGCAUUAGAUGUCUGACAAUGGCGGGGGAUUAGGCUUUGUUCCUAAUGGGAGGAAAGCUAAUUGUUCCGAAUGAACCGUGAUUGGCAGGGAACUGAAAGAAAACAAACUAUUAUUCUUCCUGCAAAUGCUGAAAUGAGGAUAAAUUAGAUGCAAGGGCACUUUCAAUCAUACACACACACACACACACAAUGGCAUCAGCUGCUCUUACCAUGAACUAGAGUAACACAGAACGACCCAUUAUUGAUUGGACCCAUUAAACACAUUGUAGUCCUGAAGGAUGAGGACUAUUUUGGAAAAAAAAGUUUCUAGGGUUCAAAAGUUCCUAUAAACAUGCUUUUUUUUCCAAGUAAAACCAGCAGGACAUGAUCUCACACACACACACACACAAAGUUCAUCACAUUACUGCGAUUGUUGACAGCUGAUUCGAUGAAGCAGACGAAGACUUCCCGGACUUGUCCAUCAUGAGCUCCAAAGUGGUCGAUGCGUCAGAGGGCAUCUUCGAGGGUGCAGCAGAAAUAUAUUAGGUUUGAAAGCAGAGCUGCGUAAUCACAGCGAAGACCAGCUCUCUGGACAAUGAUGGCUUUUGUGCAUGCAUGGUGACUGACACUUUAGAACCAAAGCAGUGCCAGUUUUAUCCAACAAAAUAAGCUGUUUGAUACACUGAUCACACCAUAUUGCUGUACACAUUUUAAAAAGGGCUCCCUGGUUAUUGGAUUUCCUCUGCACUCCACUAAAGCAAAAUGGCUUCACUUGAACCAGAUUGAAAAUACAAAAGCCUUUAUUGAUUUGGUGUCCUCCCCAUUUAACUGCUGCAUGAUCUGCAGCGGUUAAAUGGACAGCAAAACAGGCACGUAGAGCAACAUUAAAUAAUGUGGCGAUGAAAAAUGGGAACAGCAAAAGCCAAAUCUAAAAUACAUACUCGCUUUUGCAAAAAUAUCUCUGUGCUUGUUUUCGCUGCUUCUCCUGUCACUAUCUUUCUAUUUCUAUCGGAGGUUAAAAAGCAUUUGAGGCAAAGAGCCACACUAGUAGCAGAAAACAUCCAAACGUCUGCGUCUAUAAAUAGGCCAAUUUCUCAACUCGCACACACAUUCAGAACACCCUCCAGAGACGUCUGUCUGACUCGCCAGCCUCACUGCAGCUGCCUCCACGAUCUGUAUUUUCUCACCAUGUAUCGCUAGCCGCCACAUUACCGUAGCUAUGGGCUGUUAUUCAGCAGGCAAAGAUAAGGGCUGCAACCCCCCAAAAAAUGAAUGUCGAUUUUUUUUUUUACUAUAUUUACUAUGAAUGUAACUUUUAAAAUUGACAGAAAACAUAAUUUAUCAUCUAUAUUCAAAAACAUGGCCUCGGCCGUGCUCAUGUGUGUAUUUCUGCUAGCUUCUUGUGCCGUUUGUGAACCACAACGCAAAAAAGAAGCAAAGCAGUACUUAAAGAAAUGUUGUCAAAUGCUGAAAUGUGUGAAAAGAGCAAAUGAGACAGAUCACGUCUAUGCAAACCACAGUUAUUAUGUGACUGUCCUCAAACAGUGUGGGCUUUGUCUCUCUUUCUAAUUCAUGUAAAGACACACACACACAGAGUGUCCCGAUGCAUCAGGACACUCCCGGCAGAGGGGUAACCACAAACAAUCUCUCCUGUUUGAUCUUCAUCAGGGAACAUGAAACACACAAAAGCCAGCAGCUGCUUCGCCCGGCGCACAGAUAGAAACCUCCGGCUGCAGGCUCUCUAGACUAAUUGCUGUGAUCCUAUGAUAACCAUGAGAGACCACAGUGCUGUUUCAUCCAACAAAAAGCAUCUGACGUCGACUUUCAUUCAACCGUCUGUUCCAGACCACAGCUGUCACACCGGGCAAUCGCAGCAAGUGGCGCAUCUGUUGCUCGCAGCAAAAUUGUAUCUGGGAAAAAAAGAAAAUGAACUCCCGAAAGUAUGUUGCCAAAUGGGGAUUUUGAUAUUAGGACCUCUGCAUGUCUAUAAAAUGAGUAAAUCUGUUUGUAUCAUGCCUUUUUGUUUCAGGGUGAUUAAUGCUGGUAAGAGUGCACUGAACGAGGACCAAGCCUGCUGCGAGGUGGUCGUAGCGAGACGGAGGCCGAUGAGCUACUGCCCUCCCUCCACGCCCAGCAAGACCCCCACGGCCAAGAGACGCAACUCCCUGCCCAACGGAGAGGGCAAGCUGGGAGAGGACAGUGAAGGACUGGUGUUCCACUACUGGGCCUUGUUCGACGGCCACGCCGGCUCAGGCGCGGCAGUCGUCGCCUCCCGCCUGCUGCAGCACCACAUCGCCUGCCAGCUCCAGGCCGUCAUCGAGAUCCUACGCAACCUGGCCUCCUUCCCCCCGACCGUCCUGGGCGAGGAGCCCGACAGCAACCCUUACCUCCAGGGGAACACCCCGGGCCCUCACCGGGCCCUGACCCGGGCCACCUCCCUGCGCGGGGCCGCAGGUGCGCCGAGUUCCCCGUGCAACACCCCGCCUCCGCCUCGCUUCUUUACAGAGAAGAAGAUCCAGCAUGAGAGUCUGGUGGUAGGAGCCAUAGAGAACGCCUUUAAAGAGAUGGAUGCCCAGAUUGAGAGGGAGAAGCAAGUCCACAACAUCACAGGAGGAUGUACGGCUCUCACGGUGGUUUACCUGCUUGGAAAACUCUACAUCGGGAAUGCAGGCGACAGCAGGGCUAUCAUUAUUAGAAACAACGAGAUCAUCCCCGUGUCGAAAGAGUUCACGCCAGAAUCAGAACGACAGCGACUCCAGUUCCUGGGUUUCAUGCAGCCUCACCUGUUAGGAAAUGAGUUCACACACCUGGAAUUUCCCCGGAGAGUUCAGAGGAAGGAGGUGGGCAAGAGGAUGCUCUACAGAGAUUUCACCAUGAACGGAUGGGCGUACAAGACCAUUGGGGAUGAAGAUCUCAAGUUUCCACUAAUAUAUGGGGAAGGGAAAAAGGCACGAGUGUUGGCCACCAUCGGUGUGACCCGUGGGCUUGGUGACCAUGACCUCAAAGUUCAUGACUCCAACAUCUACAUCAAACCGUUCCUUUCCUGUUGCCCUGAGGUGAAGGUAUACGACCUGAUUCAGCACGAGCACGGGGCUGAUGAUGUUCUGGUGAUGGGAACCGACGGCCUCUGGGACGUCCUCUCCAACCAGGAAGUAGCCGAAGCCGUCACCACAUUCCUGGCCAACUGUGACCCCGAUGACCUACACAGGUAUACCAUGGCAGCACAAGACCUGGUGAUGCGAGCGCGUGGCGUGCUGAGAGACCGAGGCUGGAGGAUCACCAACGAGCGUCUGGGCUCCGGAGACGACAUCUCUGCCUUCAUCAUACCGCUGAUGUACGGCAACCCUCAGCCCUGAGGAGCCCCGACAGACAGGCUGCGGUUCAACGGCUUCUGAAAACCAACAUGAUCGAUGUGAACUGAGAAUCCCCCCCGUUCGGUUUCCUCGGUGCCGUUUGCACUUUUCCUUCCUUAGACUAAGGAUAUCCUAAUGUUUGGAUGUUUAGAUUUGUCGGUGUUUCAUAUCUCUAUCGGAGUUCAGAAUUGGUCAGCCACCUAAUCUGGCUGCUCUGGGGACCACUACAGUGAGCUCUGCUUUGUUAGUCUAUUUUUUUAAAGUGAGAAAAACAUGGUCAUUUUGAUUUGAUUUUUUUUUGUCACGAAUCAAAACUGUCAAGAAAAAAUGCGACCGGCCCUGAACUUCUGCAGAGAUGUGAAAGCUGCAAUAGAUGAAUGUUCUUCCAAAACGAAUCAAGGACCUCUUUCCUUUCUGUCCUUCUUACUUCUCUUGCAGUGCUUUACAUGUCCCCUCUUCUUACCACUCUUUCAGUCCUCCCCUUGUCUCCCAUACUGUACAGUCAACUUGUUUAUAAAAAGCAAACCUCCUUCGUCUUCUUGAGACCUUGGACCGGGCUGACGAGGUCAGCUGCGUUUUCUGUUUUGCCACAGUGUGGCUUCGAAGGGACACACUCGCUGAAGAACUGCUUCCACAUUUUCUUUAUAGAUCACAGACUGAUUGCAGCGAUGAGAUUUUGGCUCGACCUAAUCCGAGCAUAAAUCUUUUGUGGCUUUCAGUUGGUGUGAGCCCAGGAAGCCUGAAAUCUUUUGUCACGUGGAAAGUCAGGGGUUGGGGUCGGAGGGUGAACAUCAUGUUUUUUAAGAAUGCGGACGGAGAAAAGAAGAGAGACGAGGACCUGAAGUUGACCACCUCACAGUAGCAAGGCAAAUCAGAGUGGGAGCUCUGUAUGAAUGUGAUAUAUAUCAGAUGAAAGUGUCAUUUGAAAAUUGGCAUCAUUUAAACAUCUGCACGGAAAAAGAUGUUCACUAGUACAAGUCAUUUAAUCUGAUAUGGAGUCUGAAAAUGAAUCUGUUGGUCUUCAGUGACUUUUAGUUGCAGCUAGUUGGUGAACAGCAGUCAUGGUUAUGGUGUUUUAACUUGGCUGGAUGUUAUUAUUUUUGUUAAAAAGUUAGUUCAUGAAACAUGUAUGUUUCAGCAUUUAGGGAAAACCACUUGCUUCUGUGCUGAGAGUGAGAUGAGAAGCUUGAUACCGCUUGUAUAUCGUUAGCUUAUCUUAGCUAAAGACUGGAAGCAGGGGGAGCUAACUUACCUCUGUACAAAGGUAGAAAACAUCCUCUAAAACCUCAAAAUGAACACAUUGCACCACAUAUUUUGUAUGAAUUCAACAAAGGACGUAUUACAUGUUUGCUUGUGAUCUUCACAGGUGCUGGUAGGCGCCGUUAGAUGGAGCCAGGCUAGCUGUUUCCCCGCUACUUCCUGUCUAGCUAAGCUAACUGUCUCCUGGUUACAGCUUCGUAUUUAAUGUACAGAUGUGAGAGUGGUAUCAAUUUUUCUCAUCUAACGAAUAAGCUUUCCCGAAAAUGUCAACCGUAAACCCUUUUAGUAAAUAUUGUGUUAUUACUUUAGUUUUUCCAAAAAGCGACACCCUCACAACACUAAACAUUAGAUGAGACGACUUGUACAUCGAGAUGCUCGCACUUUAGACCGACCCACAUCAUUAACCAAGCAGCCAUUACAUGUGAAAUGAUGAAGGGGGCAAAUAUUCCCUGCAGCAGGGGAGGAUUUAAUUAAAUUCAUAAUUGUUUUAAAAAAAAAAAAAAAAACGAUCACAAAAUACAAUCAAAGUCAAUCUGAACAAAAGUUUGACGGAGAAAGAAACUGAAACUUUUCGUUUCCUUUAACAUGUUUUGCAUGUUUCAUGCGCUUUACAUGCUCGAUACACAGCCCAUCUGUCUUCAGAGGGACAGGUUUGGCAGUAACGGUGUAUUGAGUCUGGAUGUUGUGAUUUUUGUCAGUGCAUGCAGUGACAUGUUAGGCCUGGGAAUACGAGCGACGGUGCAAUGGUUUACACUGCUGUUUGUUUUUAUAUGGACUGAAUUUGUAUUUCUGUAAUGUAUCAAAGCGUUAGUGAUGAUGUCAUUUGUUUGUAGACGUGCAUAUAGACCAUGCUUAUGAUUCUAAGGUUGUUCCUUAAGAGUUAUUAGCAUCCCAGACAUUUAGCAUAAGAGCUAAGGGUAUGAUUCGUAUUGAGAGACGGGAAUGAAAUGAAACAAACAUGCCAGACACAGAACUUAAUUUUUUUAUUUUUCACUUUUUUAAUCAUGUUGGCUGGACUUAAAGAAGAAAAGCGACCAAGAAGAGUUCCGCUUGUCUGAAAAAAGGGUCUUAACCUCAGACACGUAUGUGUAUUUUUUUCCUUCCCUAAUCUGCGUUUAUACCGGCUACACUGCUCAGCCAGCCACACUGGGCUGAGACGCAGUGCAGGAAGUCUGGUGUGGAAGGAGAAACUGCACACUUCAGGAUCAGUAAAUACAAGUCAUCAUUUUUGAAAAGUUUGAUUCCAGUCUGAGAAAAAAAUACCAGCAUUAAAUUAAAAACUUCUGAAAAGGCA